Messenger RNA from Scylla paramamosain (green mud crab), 1397 nucleotides. RefSeq names its product glutamate receptor ionotropic, kainate glr-3-like. Lineage: Eukaryota; Metazoa; Arthropoda; Malacostraca; Decapoda; Portunidae. Bases 81 to 1397 code for a protein of 438 amino acids. The record is from RefSeq and is a predicted model, not a curated record. The transcript has 11 exons. Gene Ontology annotation, cellular component: membrane. Gene Ontology annotation, molecular function: ligand-gated monoatomic ion channel activity.
GUAGCGCAUGAUCUCUAAUCCACAUAACACAAUUUAUAGGUGCUCACUGUAUCCGUUCAUCACAUUUUGUCUCCCAUUUGAUGUGGCACUUCUGGCAUGAGGCCCACGUCAUGCAAGUAGCACAAGACUCGCGGUGCCUGAGGGUGGCUAUGGCAGAGUUCCCGGCCAUGACAGUGAUAUCAGGAUCACCUCCCCAGUACAAGUUCUACGGAGCUACGGUGAUAGUGAUUAGCUUGGUGGCUGAUCACCUUGGCUUCUGCAUCAAAUUUCUUCGAGCACCUGAUGGGCAGUAUGGUGAGGCCUUGCCAAAUGGAUCAUGGACUGGAUGCAUUGGGAUGUUACAGAGAGACGAGGCAGAUCUUGGUGGAACAUUGUUCUCCGUCAUGUGGAGGAGAUCGGCCGUUGUUGACUUCACCUUUCCCCUCUACAUUGAUCAAACCAACGUGUUUUAUACUCUCCCUAAGGUCACAUCGGAUAUGCUUGGGUUUAUUAAGCCGUACACGCUGCAGUCCUGGGUGAUGCUGAUCAUGGGAUGCGUUAUUGUGUUCCUCACGAUAACAUUCGUUCUCCAAAGUGCAGCAAAUAUGAAAAGAUGGUCAGAUCCUGCUGCUCUUCGGGAAUCGAAUUCUUUUCAAGCAGGGUGGCAAAAGACAGCUGAAAUAUCUUGGUUUUGGACAUGGUCCACACUCUUGGCGCAAAGUAUGUCGUGGGAACCAAAGAAGGAUUCUGCUCGAAUGCUGGCCGCCACAUGGCUUCUCAUGUCUUUUAUCUUGGGUGCUGUGUACCGAUCCAACCUGAAGGCCAUGCUCAUUAUUCCAAAAAUAAACCUCCCCUUCGACAACCUCGACGAACUCUAUACAUCUGACAUCACCAUAGCCGUUGUUGAGGGAGCCAGCAUGCACCUCGACGUAGUGAACGCUGACAAAGCUACAGGUUUGGGGAGGCUGAAGGAAAACUUGUUGGUGUAUCCUGCAGACCAGCAAGGAAAGGCAAUAUUCAACACAAUAAACGGAAUGCACGCAGGGUUUGCGCUCGAGAUAGGGCUGGCUGCCGUGAUGCACCACGAUUUCUCCAUGACGGGCAUAUGCAGACUUUUCAUGAUGUCCAGAGGGAUACAAGGACCUAGAAGCCUAAGUUUUAUCUUGCCAAAGGGUUCUCCCCUCAAGAGUAUGGUUGAUCCCGUACUAAUGGCACUAAGGGAAUCCGGAAUCCUGGAGAAGAUAAUUUAUGAUGGUGUGUCGAAUUUCUCUGAGUGUGCCAAUCCUGCAGCCAUCCUCGAAACCCAUCAUCGGCCACUGGAGAUUACGGAUUUUUAUGGAGUAUUUUCUCUUUACACUGCAGUUAACGUUGUACAAAUCUUUUAUGCUGACUUGCUGGAUACAGAUGCCCAGAUAUAA